This is a messenger RNA of Lagopus leucura (white-tailed ptarmigan), 3220 nucleotides long. It is a transcript of the gene SLC35A3, whose product is annotated as solute carrier family 35 member A3. The record is from RefSeq and is a predicted model, not a curated record. Gene Ontology annotation, cellular component: Golgi membrane. The transcript has 8 exons. Lineage: Eukaryota; Metazoa; Chordata; Aves; Galliformes; Phasianidae. The coding region runs from base 1099 to 2079 and encodes 326 amino acids. Gene Ontology annotation, biological process: pyrimidine nucleotide-sugar transmembrane transport. Gene Ontology annotation, molecular function: UDP-galactose transmembrane transporter activity.
UCCUUUGCUAGUAAGCUUUUACAAAUGUUUUUGCAGCCGUACCAUUUCUGAAGUAAACAAUUUUAUUUGUUAGGAUACAAGUGUAUAUUUCACAUCUCAGUGACUUGGCAGUUAGUAGUUGUUGGCAGGUUACUGCAGUGUCUCUGAAAUACUGAUGUUACACAGAUAUUCUUGUGACCUUGUAUGCUUGACUGGAGAAAAUUCCCUGAAGCUUAGAGACAGGUUAGGGCAAGUCAGGAAUAUUUGAAUGGCACUUCUCUACAGAUCUCUGAAAAAAUCCUUGUUGAACUAGAGAAGUGGUGUCAGUGAGGAAACGCUUUGUUUUCAGCUGCAGAGUAGUUAGAGGUAUGAGCACGUGCUUCAGCAGUGGGUAUAAAAGUGGGUAGUUAAGAGUCAAGCUCCGUGUACCUGUAGAUGUGAAACAUACAUACCCAGGGACAGCUCUGGCAUAGGCAUCCAAUAUGUACUACGCACGUCAGCUUUGGGCUUCUGGAAAUAAGAACUGCAUGCAACAUGUGGACUUGUUACUACUUCUCUUGAAAUUACUGGUUUUCUUUUGCUUUGGCAUUAUAAAAACAGUGCUUGGUUUUGUGAAUAAGUGGAUAGGGAAGGCAGUAAGCUUUUUAUGAAGAACAUUUCUGUGUACGGGUUGUCUUUGUACUUAACAUACAUAAAGAACAGCAGAAAAGAAUGAUACAAUGUUCUGAGUAGCAGUGGUAACAUAGCCUUGUAACUUUGUCUCCAAAAGCAGCAAUACUUUUAGUUUCUUGCAUUUACUUGGUGUUAAUUGGCAGCAAAGUGCAAAGGAAACCCUGUCAGGACAGCCCUGACUCACUCUUAUUCUGAUGCUGUAUUAUCUGACAAGGCAGAAAUUGCAACCUGGAAAACUCUGGGGAGGUGGAAGAAUGAGAAGCACUCCAUUCUGGGGAUAGCUUGUUGCUGUGGGAAUACUGGGCAUUCUGCAGUAUGGGGCUUUUUAUUUUUUAUUCUGAAGAUAUCUUCUGAGCCUUCCUCUGUGUAAAGAGAUCUGUGAUUGGAUUCACUUUAAAGAUUCAUUUUGUGGAACCAGUAUUUGGAAAGGAAGAAAGUAAUAAAGAAAUGUCUACCAAUUUAAAAUACCUUUCCCUGGGCAUCCUGGUUUUUCAGACCACAAGUUUGGUGUUGACAAUGCGUUACUCUCGGACACUGAAAGAAGAAGGACCUCGUUACUUGUCCUCUACUGCAGUAGUUCUUGCUGAACUUCUGAAGAUUCUGUCCUGUGUUCUACUGGUCUACAAAGACAGCAAGUGCAAUUUACGGACCCUGAACAGAGUGCUGCAUGAUGAAAUUCUUAAUAAGCCCAUGGAAACUCUUAAACUUGCCAUUCCUUCAGGAAUUUACACUCUUCAGAAUAACUUGCUCUAUGUAGCAUUGUCAAACCUAGAUGCAGCCACAUAUCAGGUUACAUAUCAACUGAAAAUUCUUACCACGGCACUAUUUUCCGUGUCCAUGUUAAGCAAGAAAUUGGGUAUAUACCAGUGGCUGUCGUUGGUAAUUUUAAUGACAGGAGUGGCAUUUGUGCAGUGGCCUUCAGACUCUCAAGCAACAGCUGCUAAGGAGCAUUCAGCAGGAUCUCAGUUUGUAGGCCUGAUGGCAGUUCUUAUAGCUUGCUUUUCUAGUGGAUUUGCAGGCGUUUAUUUUGAGAAAAUUUUAAAGGAAACUAAGCAGUCUGUGUGGAUAAGAAACAUUCAGCUUGGAUUCUUUGGCAGCAUUUUUGGUCUGAUGGGUGUAUAUAUAUAUGAUGGAGAGCAGCUGUCCAAAAAUGGAUUUUUUCAAGGAUAUAAUAAACUUACUUGGAUAGUUGUUAUUCUACAGGCACUUGGAGGCCUGGUGAUUGCUGCUGUUAUAAAGUAUGCAGACAACAUUUUAAAGGGAUUUGCAACUUCUCUUUCUAUUAUACUUUCAACGUUGAUCUCCUAUUUCUGGCUUCAGGAUUUUGUCCCCACGAGUGUCUUUUUCUUCGGAGCCAUCCUUGUAAUAGCAGCUACUUUCCUAUAUGGUUAUGAUCCCAAACCUGCAGGAAAUCCCAUUAAGGCAUAGCUGACUACUUCAACCUGCUUCUCAAGAUCAUACACUGGGGGCCUUGCUAAAAAUGGCAUGUGGAAGGUGCCAUUGUGCACUGCAAGGGAAGGAUGACUACCCUGAAUUGAGUGAAGAAAUUUUUAUGAGUAGUUUUGAACAGCCAAACGGGUUAAAGAUGGAUGAUGAUUCUGACUGGGACUGGUGGAAAAAAUGACAGGGGAAAGCCCAGUGCAACUUGCUAAUAAAGACUUGAAGUGAACAAAAAGUUUCCAAGAAACUGCAAUUGGGAAUGUUUACAGCUUUGACCUGGGAUUGCAUCAAAAGAAUUUACUGUAUUGACUGCUGCACUCUGUCCUAUGCACUCUUUGAAAGAGCACACGACAACAUUGUCAGAUUGUAUGUUUUUGCAAUUUGACUAUAUUUAAUGUUAGUACAUGUUUUUAACUGUUUGUCUAUUUACAUGAAGUCGACUGAAUGCACAUCAUAGUUCUAAAGUGAUGGUUCUAAUUAGGUAUUCCUUAUUAAAACUAUGAAAAUUGAAGUAUGACUGAAAGACAUUUUCACAAUAACAAAUAUUUUUAUAUUUUAGAAGGCUGAUUUAAUAACAGAGAUCUGUGUUCUGUUGCGUAUAUAAAGCUGUUGUAAGAAUGUUAACAUUCUCACCAGUACACAAAGGGAGAAACUGAGAAUGAAAGCUGGAAAUCUGUGUAGAUACUCCAGCCAUCGUGAGGAUAACCUGUAGUGUUCCAGCAGAUGCAAUAACUCUGUGAGCACAGGACACAGUUUGCUGCAGUAAUCUGGCACUAUGAGGUGGGUUAUAAUGGAGUGCUUGCUGAGAUGUUAUGUUCACUGUUUUUUAUUUUUAUUGAUCAUAAAUCAACUUAUUGGUAGAACUUCUAAAGUAGAGUGUAGUGGGGUUUUUCGCUUUUUUUGUUUGUUUCUUUUUUUUUCUUUUUGCUUUAAAUAUCCCCUGAGGAUGUUUCUUUACCUGCAAUUAAAGAAAAAAAAAAAAAGCCCAUAAUAAAUAUUUUAAAUGCAUUGUUGUUGUCUGUUGCAGCUCCAGAUUGAGCUAUUGUGGUGUAUUAUCUCUGUACUGUACUGUAUUUUUUGAGAGGCUUUUUUUUUUUUUUUUUUUUAGCAAUUGUUUUUUACUUAUGAA